AGCUACUAUUUCGACCUAAAUUUGUGGAUUAUUUUUGGAUAUUUUACUCGUUUGUUGAAUUCUUCCUCAAUCAACGGUGGAUUUUCCAGUGAAUAUGCCUGUGCGAAAGCAAGAAGCCUCCAGGGCUUUGGAGCUCCUGGAGGAGUACCACUCCAAGCUGACUGCUACGGGGGACCGUCCUCUCCGCAACGCCAUCGAACGUGUCAUCCGCAUCUUCAAAAGCCGCCUCUUUCAAGCUCUACUUGACAUCCAAGUCGCUUGCGUUCUUCUUCCAGUUGAUAACAAUAUACAAGAAUUCUACGAGGAGACCUUGAUGGACAGUUCUAAAUCAAUAUCACAGAAGACCUUAGAAACAUUACAGGUCGCAACCAGGUGGGAGGAGCAGCAACAGUUUGGACAGAAUUCACCCAAACAACCUUCAGAGGUAGGACUAGUGAUUGAUUUGUUUAUUUAUUAUUUAUGAGUUGAUUGAUUAAUCUGAUUGAUUUAUUGGUUGAUUGAAUGUUUGAGUAAGUGAGUGAGUGUUUGAUUAAUUAUUUGAUUGAUUAUGUGAUUGAUUGAUUGAGGAGAAGAUACAUUGAUUGACAAUUGUUUGA
Messenger RNA from Strongylocentrotus purpuratus (purple sea urchin), 596 nucleotides. RefSeq names its product disks large 1 tumor suppressor protein-like. Gene Ontology annotation, molecular function: protein binding. Bases 95 to 463 code for a protein of 122 amino acids. NCBI's taxonomy places the organism in Eukaryota, Metazoa, Echinodermata, Echinoidea, Camarodonta, Strongylocentrotidae. The record is from RefSeq and is a predicted model, not a curated record. The transcript has 4 exons.